UACUACUGUGCUGUAUGUUAAUGUUAGUUUUCUAUUUGUUAGAACUUGUCUAGGAUUUGUAAUUCAGUUUUUCAUUCAUGCAUAUUAUUCUGUCGGACGAUUUACGAAAUUAGUAUACCGAUUACAAUUCAACUCAAAAAUGAAUCGGUGUGUGAUACCUGCAAUCAGUGAAGAUGUGCAAGGUGAUGGCAGGUGGAUGAGCCAGCAUAACCAACAUUUGGCAGACACCAAAGACAGAGAGCCUGAUGUCCUGUGGAUCGGGGACUCAAUAAUGGCUCAUUUGAAACAGCGACCUAUGUGGAAUGAUCUGUUUGAGCCGCUCCAUUCCCUCAACUUCGGCGUCUCAGGUGAUACAACGCAAAAUGUUUUGUGGAGGAUAAAGAAUGGCGCACUGGACAAUAUUAAGCCAAAGGUUGUCAUAGUCCAUGUUGGAACAAACAAUUUUGGAGACUUGCCUGAAGAUAUCUCCGAUGGAAUUGUAGAAAUUGUUAAUGUCAUUCGUGAAAGACACCCAGAUACUUACAUUGUUUUUGUGGAACUGCUGCCUAGAGGACAGCACCCAAACCCUCUCAGAGAACGUAACUCUGCCGUCAAUGAGUUGGUGAGAAGGAAACUACAGGGUCAACCAAGAGUACAGACCGUUAGCUGUGAGAAAGGCCUAGUAGGCACGGACGGGACCAUUAGUCACCACGACAUGCCUGACUACCUACAUCUCUCGGACGCCGGCUACCGCAAGGCCUUUGAACCGCUGCACGACCUGUUGCUGCAACUGCUCUCCGAGGGGGAGGAAGAGAAGGACCUGACGCCUUCGGAAUGAAUCAUCGCAAAGACUAGCGGGUUGAGGGUUACCAGUGUUAGCAACGGAAAAGAAUCUCUCAGAGCUUUAAAGUAGGCCUGUACAUUUUAGUUCUAUCGCCUCUUUUGUGAAGGGAUCGAGUGAAUACGGUUAGGUUCAACGUGAGCAAAAGUUUUGGUUGAAAUUAAUCUACAGAUUGGGAUGGAAUAUUAUUCUACCUUCAAAAGGUUUGGCUUUGUUAGUUGCAGCUAUAUUUUUUUUCUAUCCAUUGUAAUGCAGGUUGAACAAUUUGUUUAGAUUCCGAGAAACUUACUUGCAGUCGAACUACACAAGUGUAAAUUUUGCUUUACAAAUGUAACCGAAUGUUGAACAAAUAGAGGUAAUGUCGCUCAGAUUGUUAAAAGAACUAUGAACAAAUUUUUUACUAUUAUCAAGUUUAUAGGCCACUUUCACUGUAAAGUUAACGCUAGUUUACUGUAGGGUAGGAAAUAAUCUUUCAAUUACACUUACACUUCAGACUGAGGUUAGUGAAUAUGUUCGGAGUUUACGAAGGUAACAAAGUUACUAUAUGGUCUCAAGUGCGGCGCACCAAUGAAAAGCAUCACCAAAGUUUCCCGCUUUAUUCGUUGUUCGGACAAGCGUUAGUGAUAUUGCAGGGAUUUUAGUUUGUCUAAUACUUUGUCAGUCACUUUAAGGUUAUGUUUUCCAAGUUGUUUACUUUAGUUGUAUUUUUUUUAGAAUUGUCGAAUCUUGAAACACUUUGCUUUAUGUCUGUGAUCAGUUAAGCUUGUAUUUUUUCCAUUUUGUACGCGAGCAAAAUAAUAUACUGUAAAUUUCAAAGAAAUCAGACAAAACUAAUGUGUGCAUACUGCAUUCUUAUUUUACUGUGUCGUUUUGAUGUUGAUUGUUUUGAAAAAAUUAUGCAUUUUCAUAAGUAAGUUAUGUGGAACCAUUCAAAAUUUUUAUUUCUGCAAAUUUGUUGGACAACUUUAAGUUAAAAUUGAAGCAAUUAAUAUUGUCGCUUUUUAAUGACAAAAAUAGUUAAUUUUUCCAGGUCUUCACGUUUUUAGUCUUGGUACUGAAACAGUCUAGGUAAUAUUAUUUGGGUCCAUUUUACAAGACAAUUGUGCUCAAACCGCAUUGUGAAAAAAUAUGACAAAUGACACAGCUCUUACAUGUAAAUACACAAACUCUUGCAUAGGAAUAAUUUUACACUGUUUUAGUUGCAUGAUCAGAAUAUAACCCGAUAAUCAACAAUAAUGAUUGAAAAUGUAAAUUAGUUUUUGCUCAAGAUGUUAGAUAGCGAACAUAGUAAAAAAAUAUUUCAUUGGACUAAACAAUAAAUCUGGAGGAAUGAAAAAAACUAGAAUAAAAAUAUUGAAGCUUGGUAAUUUAAAUAUGGAUCAUGCAACUACAUUUUAUAUGUUUACAUUCCCCACCUUAAGUUUUAGUCGUUUGUUUUACUUUAGUAAGUUUCUUCAUGAUGUACUUCAAUGAAUUUUAUAUACAUUUUUGUAACUGCUGUUUUUGUGUGGAAAUUAUUUUUGCAUUGUAUUAUUCAAUAAAUUAUAAAAAAUCAACGGAAUGCAACUUCUUUUGUAUACCUGAAUAAUAAAAGCAUUCAGAUUUUUA
Macrosteles quadrilineatus (aster leafhopper) is the source of this 2428-nucleotide messenger RNA. RefSeq names its product platelet-activating factor acetylhydrolase IB subunit beta homolog (gene Paf-AHalpha). The coding region runs from base 140 to 817 and encodes 225 amino acids. The record is from RefSeq and is a predicted model, not a curated record. NCBI's taxonomy places the organism in Eukaryota, Metazoa, Arthropoda, Insecta, Hemiptera, Cicadellidae. The transcript has 5 exons.